Molecule: messenger RNA, 1442 nt
Organism: Rubroshorea leprosula
Lineage: Eukaryota; Viridiplantae; Streptophyta; Magnoliopsida; Malvales; Dipterocarpaceae
Source: the annotation of a GenBank genome assembly
AUUCAUCAGGAAAUAAAAUGGACAUUUUUUUGAUUUUUCAUUGAUUUUCAGUAAACAAAUACAAACAUAAAUAACAUAAAAGCAGAUCACAGAAGCAGGAAGACAAAGAAACAAGCACGGCGGAGCUUUCCGGGUAACAGAUCGGAGUCCGAUUUGGGGAAUCCCACCCACGGGAUCAAGCCCAGAUCCUUCCCCUCACUGCCUCCCCAAAAAGACUCCUCUGUUGCGGGAAAAUACCUAGCAAAAGAAGGCUGAAAUAUCGCCGGAAUCUUGCCGGAAUCAGCUCGAUUUUCUUCUCUCUCCUUUUCCCCGAAACCCAGAACAAUGACUCCCAAAUCAAACUCCAAAAUCAAAAAAAGACCCCCCUCCGAUCAAACUCCAAAAUCAGAACCCCCGGCCUCAAUACCAAAAGAAAUCCCCUUCCAGCUCCGAAAUCAACCAGAAAAACCCCCAAAAACCGAACUCCAAAAUCCACUCAAAAUCAAACUCCAAAUAUCAAUCAACCACAGACCCUUCCUCUAAAUCAAACUUCAAAAACUCUCCAACCCUCCUCCCCUUUUGAUUUUUUUUUUCAUAUAUAUAUACCCAAAUAAAAAAUAAAAUAAAUAAAAAGGCUUGCUCCUGUCAAUCAGUAAUGAUGAAGAUUUCGUCUAGCAUGUACUGUAGCGAGCAGGAGUGCAGGCGCGGUGUGCAGGGAGGCGGGGGCGUGGAGUGCUGAUGAUGGCUCGGGCGUGCGGGGGCAUCAUUACCGGCAGUGGGGCGCAGCAAAGCAAGCAGAGUGCAGGCGAUCUGGUGCAGAGCAAAGCUGGUGCAGGAAGCAAGGCCGGGCACAGCAGAGUGCAGGCUGGGGCAGAGUGCAGACGAUCUGGGCGCAGAGCAGGGAGCAGGGGCGUAGGUGCAGGGCUGGUGCAGCAAGGCUGGGCGUGCGAGGGGCGAUGAUGGCUCGGGCGUGCAGAGCUGGUUGCAGGUGUGUGAUGGUGUGAUGAUGGCUAGUCCGGUGAUAGGGGGUAGGGCGCGGUGCGGGGCAGGUGCAGGUUAGGGGUCUGGAAAACAAGCCGAGCUCGGGUGAGGAUGCAGAGCAGGGACGCUGGGCGGGCGCAAGGCUGGUUCAGGAGAGAGAAGAAAAAUGAAAAAAAUUGAUGGGGGGGGAAUGGGAAAGUUCCAGAUGUCUUCCCUUUUUUUGGGUUCUCCUUUUUUUUUUUUGGGUUUGGUAUUUGGGUUUGGAUAAUUUAGUGGGUUUUAGUUGGGUUUGGGUCUUGGUUUAAAUUUGCUGGUGGGCUCAAUAAUGGGGUUUGGGCUAGAUUGUGGGUUUUGGUGAUUUUUCAUCCUCAGCCUUUCAAUUUCUUCGAUUGAGUCCUCUUUCUUGAGUUUCUUUUCCAAUUUCUUCUUAAAUUUCUUGUUGCAUGUAGUCCCUGAAACAAAAAUAAAAAUAUAGAUAGCUU